AUGGAUUUCCCACUUAAAGGAGAAAUGACUGAACAAAUCAGAGAAAUGAUGUUAGCUGAUCCUGCUGUGGCUUUUGAAAAGAUAAACCAACAUUUGAAACAGACAGCUCAUAUUAAACUAAAUAUUGGCAUUACAGGGGAACCUGGCACUGGUAAAUCAACAUUUGUUAAUGCUUUCAGUGGGUUAGAUAACAAUGAUGAGGGAGCUGCACCUACUGGGCGUGGAAACACCACCAUAAAUCCCACAUCAUACUGUCAUCCAGACUACCCUAAUGUCAUCUUAUGGGAUCUCCCAGGAAUUGGUUCAAAUAUGUGGCCCGCAGAUACAUACGUAGAACGUGUUGAAUUAGAGAAGUUUGACUUCUUCAUCAUCAUCUCAGCUAAUCGAUUCAGAGAAAAUGAUGUAAAACUGGCAAAUGAGAUUCAGAAGAUGGGAAAGAAGUUCUACUUUAUUCGCUCAAAGAUCAACCAUAACUUACGGGAUGAAGGACGAAGUCGGACAGAUUUCAAUGAAGAGAAGACUCUACAAACCAUCAUGGAGGACUGCAUUCAAGGACUAAAUGAGCUGGGAAUAGAGUCUCCUCAGGUUUUCCUUCUGUCCAUGCCUGAUCUCAAACAGCAUGGUUUAAAGGAAUUAAAGAGCACAUUUGAGAAAGAACUUCCUGAACUCCAGAGGAAGACUCACCGUUUGGCCACGAGGAAACUUUUGAUGCAAAUUUUAAACAACAACACAGAAAGCUUUGGGGACAAAAUGAUCAUUUACUUUAUUCUCUUAGCUCUUGAACCAUUUCUGCCA
Cyprinodon variegatus (sheepshead minnow) is the source of this 795-nucleotide messenger RNA. Its product is annotated as interferon-inducible GTPase 1-like. The transcript is spliced from 2 exons. NCBI's taxonomy places the organism in Eukaryota, Metazoa, Chordata, Actinopteri, Cyprinodontiformes, Cyprinodontidae. The record is from RefSeq and is a predicted model, not a curated record. The annotation marks the transcript as partial. Gene Ontology annotation, molecular function: GTP binding. Gene Ontology annotation, cellular component: membrane.